AUGACCGAUUCCAAGUUGAAGAUCCUUGUGCUGAUUUCCGGCUCUGGUACCAAUCUGCAGGCUCUUAUCGAUGCAGUUGGUAGUAAGACCAUUGAUGCUGAGAUUAUCAGAGUCAUCUCAUCCUCAGCAGAGGCAUACGGGUUGCAAAGAGCAGAGAAGGCUGACAUUCCAACGACUGUGCACAGAUUGAAAGAGUACUAUGCAGACAUUCCAAAGGGCGAUAGACCAAAGGCACGUAAACAGUUCAACAAGGACCUGGCCAACAUUGUGCUCUAUGGCUCAAAAGAUGUUCCAGACCUUAUAGUGUGUGCUGGGUGGAUGCUGAUUCUCUCUCCUGACUUCCUAGGACCACUCGAGGACGCUGGUGUCCAAAUCAUAAACCUUCACCCUGCGCUUCCCGGUGCAUUUGACGGCACGCAUGCCAUCGAGAGAGCAUGGAAGGCUGGUCAGGACGGUGAGAUCACCAAGGGAGGGCUAAUGAUCCACAAGGUGAUUCAACAAGUCGAUGCCGGUGAGCCUUUACUCGUCAAGGAGAUUGACAUCGUGAAAGGGGAGACCGUGGAAGAGUACGAGGAAAAGGUUCACAAGUGUGAACACAUUGCCAUUGUUGAAGGCACAAACCUCGCCCUUGAAGAGAUUAGAGAGAGCAAGAAACAAGACAAGUGAACUACGUAUAAGGCAAUAAAAAAACAGGUUAUCAUCAAGGUUUCAAGUAAAAAUCUAUAAAAUGAAACAUGCAUCUCUUUUCCUCAUCAUAAUCGGCAUGUCUCUUCAUCCCCCUUUUCUUCUCGUUUCGUUUAAGUGUGUUAUAAUGGUGUAGUUAC
Williopsis jadinii is the source of this 824-nucleotide messenger RNA. RefSeq names its product phosphoribosylglycinamide formyltransferase (gene ADE8). Gene Ontology annotation, molecular function: phosphoribosylglycinamide formyltransferase activity. The record is from RefSeq and is a predicted model, not a curated record. The coding region runs from base 1 to 666 and encodes 221 amino acids. NCBI's taxonomy places the organism in Eukaryota, Fungi, Ascomycota, Saccharomycetes, Phaffomycetales, Wickerhamomycetaceae. Gene Ontology annotation, cellular component: cytoplasm. The transcript has 2 exons. Gene Ontology annotation, biological process: 'de novo' IMP biosynthetic process.